AUGUACGAUAGUGAUCGUUCUAAAGAUCGGGAUCAUAGUGAAUCUCGUGACCGUGGAUGCGAUGGAUCGCGGGACCGAAAAAGAGACACUUUGCGAAACCGCAGAUGCGGCGAAUUGCGAGAUCGUCGGCGUCAUAGUUUGCGGGAUAAUUCAUUGGACAGUUAUUCUGAAUCUUUGCAUAGUGACAGGCUAAUAUCGAAAAGUGAUCGAUAUACUGGCGUUUACGCAUUGGCGGCGACGGCAGCAAAAACGGACAACGAUACGGUUGGACUCAACGAGAGGCUAGCAGGUAGCAACAAAGAGACUUGCGAACAAGAGAACCUAGCCACUGAACUGGAACACAUCAGGUCUACGCUACAACAAAACGGUUACUCCAGACACAGAAUUAAUCGCACCAUAGACCGACUGACCAACCAAACAACAAAACCGACACACAAACAUACGACGGACACACACGACAAAGAACACGCAACUACCUUCUUACCAUACAUUCAAGGUACGACGGACCGCAUAGGAAGAAUCCUCAGGAAACACAACAUUAGGACUGUUUUCACAACUCAUACCAAAAUAGGACAACUCCUCACCUCCCCCAAGGACCCGCAGCCGCAGCUGUCUACACCAGGGGUAUACAAAAUCCCAUGCUCAUGCGACCAAGUAUACAUUGGCGAAACUGGGAGGAGCGUGUACACCAGACGCAAGGAACAUGAGCGUUGCGCCAGGUUGGGCUACAUCCAAUCAGCAGUGGCAGAACACCAGAUUACCACUGGGCACAAAAUCCUGUUUGAUAAAACCGAAGUUUUGGCAAAAACAUCAGCCUACCUUCCCCGGAAGCACAGGGAAGCAAUAGAAAUACGGAAACACCCGAACAACAUCAACCGGGAAACAGGAUAUCACAUUAACCCAAUCUGGCACACGCUCUUCCCAGUUUUUUUUAAUUGUGCGCACAAUCAAAAAGGUCCCACUUUCAGUUUGGACGCAAUCAACCGGAACGGCCAACGAUCCGGAACGUGA
Molecule: messenger RNA, 1011 nt
Organism: Megachile rotundata (alfalfa leafcutting bee)
Lineage: Eukaryota; Metazoa; Arthropoda; Insecta; Hymenoptera; Megachilidae
Source: RefSeq, a predicted model, not a curated record